AUGAAUACACCAAUGAAUGAAAAGUCGGCCGAAAAGCAGUGUGAAAAAUUCCAGGAUGGAAUAGGCCCGCCUCAGAAAAAACACAUUUCACUAAAAAAAUCAAUCGCACUGGUUGGAAUUUGCAUUUUGUUGAUGAUCCAACUUCUGGCCAUUAGGUACGCGGUGAACAUCUCGGUGAUUCAGCUGACGGCAGCAAGCAGCGAGACCCCGUCAAGAAGUUUUUUGCCGAGGGAUGUGCUAGCCAAGGCAUACCUCGCAGCACUGGAAGAAAAUCUCGCGGGCAAUUGGUCGCGGCAGUACGGCAGUGAGGAGCAGCUCGCGGGCACAAAUGUGGCGAUGGCAAACUGGACGAGGGAAAAAUUCAAGCAGUUUGGCUGGGAUGCCCGUGUGGACGAAUAUUUGUCGUACGUUUCGUAUCCGGGGGAGCAGGCAUUGUCCCUUGUGGAGAUGAGGGGGGAAGAAAAUGAGAAAAGGGGAGAGGAAAAUGAAAGAGACAAUGAAAAAGGCAUCAAGGAAGGCAAUGUGGAAAGGAUUGAAAAAAACUUUGAAAAAAGCAUUGAAAAAGCUGAGAGCAGAGAAACUAACAAAGAAAGCAACAAAAGAGCAGAAAAGAGCCAAACUGAGGGCACAUAUAUUCAUCUCGGUACUCACAUCCAAGAAGGCACAAUUAUUCACAAUGCGUCUUUCCUGGAGGACGCAUACGACCAAGAUCAGUACUCGCAGAAUUCGCGGCCUGCCUUCUUGGGAUACUCGGGCUCCGGAGAUGUGACCGCGGAGUAUGUUUUUUGCAACUACGGCACGCGGGAGGACUUUGCAACGCUUGAGCAGCUCGGUGUGCCCCUUGCCGGGAAGAUUGCCGUGAUGAGGUACGGCCGGAACUUCAGGGGCCUCAAGGUGAAAUUCGCACAGGACCAUAACAUGACGGCGGCAUUGCUUUUCAGCGACCCGGUGGACGAUGGCAAUGUGACGGUGGCAGGUGGCGUGAAGGCAUACCCUGAUGGCCCUGCGCGGAACCCUAGCUCGAUUCAAAGGGGAUCAGUGCAGUUUUUGUCUAUUCUCCCGGGAGAUCCCACCACCCCAGGGUACGCGAUUAAGCCAGGCGAGAACAAGUCGCGGUCCGAUCCGUACUACGCCUUGCCGCGCAUCCCUGCGCUCCCACUCUCUGAGCGCGACGCGACUGCCAUAUUAGGCCGGAUUUCUGGGCACGGACCGCGGGUUGCGGGCUGGAGCGCAGGGCUCAUCUCGGGCUUCGACUACUCGGUUGGGCCAAAUCCGGCAUUCCGCCUCGCCGUGCACUCCCACCAAAACGCCACAAUUGCAACAUUGCAUAAUGUGCUUGCGCGGGUCGAAGGACGGAACAAAAACGAUGUUAUCGUGAUUGGAAACCAUAGGGACUCAUGGACACCGUCGGCGGGCGACCCGCACUCGGGAUCUGCGGUGAUGCUGGAGUUGGCGCGCGGGCUCGGUGAUUUAACCAAAUUGGGAUGGAAGCCGCAGAGGACGAUCGUCCUAGCCAGCUGGGACGGUGAGGAGUACGGGCUUCUCGGAUCGACUGACUUUGCCACAUACUACGCGAAAAGACUCCAGGCAAACGUUGUGGCCUACAUAAACAUGGAUGCAGCGGUCACAGGCCCUAACUUUAACCUUGCAGCCUCACCGAUGCUCUACGAGGUUGUGCAGUCGGUUGCGUCGGAACUUCCCUAUUCAGAAACGAGGACUUUGCUCGACCAUCUCCGCCAUACACACAAGGGGACUUCUGUCGUCGGGAACUUGGGAUCUGGAUCUGACUACACGGUCUUUCUUGAGCGUCUCGGCAUCCCGGCGGUUGACAUGGGAUUCCAGUCGGCGAAAAACUCUCCUGUGUACCAUUAUCACUCCAUUUACGACAAUUACAACUGGAUGACUCGGUACGGCGACCCGGGAUUCAAGUUGCACAACCUCCUUGCACGGUAUGCCGGGCUCUUGGUGUUGGACAUUGCGGAAACGAAGGUGCUCCGUCUCAAAACUGCAGACUAUGCUGUGAAGUUGACAGAAUUCUCCGAUGCAAUAUUUGCAAAAGUCCCCGACAGCUGGCUCUACACUCCAGCUUUUGGUCCUGGAUGUCCAUACCACAGAAAUGUGACCGUGAGGCAGAUUAUCGACAACACGAAGAUCAGUCUUGCAAAGAUGCUUGCGAAAAAUCAGGCCUUCGACAAGGCUGCUGAGUUGCAACAGCACCGAUACGAUCACUGGGAUGACCUCAGCUUCUGGGAAAAGGUCAAGUUGGUGGUCUCCAUAGCGAGAACUAACCGGGUGCUAAAGUACUACGAGCGGCGCUUUUUGUCGAAGCACGGCUUACGUAACAGACCCUGGUUCAAGCACGUUGUUUUUGUGAGUGGUAGAUAUACGGGAUACGCCGGGCAGCAGCUUCCGGGUAUGGCCGAGGCAUUGGAGGAUGGGAAGCAGCAUGAUUUCGUGCACGAGUUGGUGAAGUUCGAUAUGUUGGUUUCUUCUCUUGCCAGGUGA
Messenger RNA from Brettanomyces bruxellensis, 2505 nucleotides. RefSeq lists its product as uncharacterized. Bases 1 to 2505 code for a protein of 834 amino acids. Gene Ontology annotation, molecular function: carboxypeptidase activity. NCBI's taxonomy places the organism in Eukaryota, Fungi, Ascomycota, Pichiomycetes, Pichiales, Pichiaceae. The transcript has a single exon. The record is from RefSeq and is a predicted model, not a curated record.